This is a messenger RNA of Melitaea cinxia (Glanville fritillary), 2175 nucleotides long. RefSeq names its product O-acyltransferase like protein-like. Gene Ontology annotation, molecular function: acyltransferase activity, transferring groups other than amino-acyl groups. The record is from RefSeq and is a predicted model, not a curated record. Bases 1 to 2175 code for a protein of 724 amino acids. Lineage: Eukaryota; Metazoa; Arthropoda; Insecta; Lepidoptera; Nymphalidae. The transcript is spliced from 14 exons.
AUGAAUUUCUACAAAAUAAUACUACUUGUGCUUGGUGGAAUUCUGUGCUUUGCAAGUGCAAGACUUGUUAUUGAUGAAAAUACGUCUACGCGUGUGUUUGAUAAGGAUCUUUACAAUAGAGUGAUUGAUAGAGAUGAAUGUAGGAGACAAGUCGAUUAUUUGAAGACAACUGAUCCUGUUUUGCUGGCCCAGUUUUUGGAUGCCGGGAUACGGUUUCCAAGAGGCAUUUUCAUGCUUAAUAUUGCAGAUUUAGGGAACUAUGAACAAUGUCUUAAAUUAAAAACUGACAUUGAUGAUAUGCAAAUACAAGGAAAAUAUUACUUGAUUAGUAUACCAUUUUAUCAAGAAUUUAGACUACCGUUCGAAAUACCAUCAAAUUUUAGUCUUACAGACAGAAAUGUUGUACGAGCUACGCAUUUAUAUAACGAAAUUCAAGAUUUUGCUAUUCGCACUGAUGCUGAAGAAUCAGAGUCGUUAGUUGAGAUGCUGUCAAUUACUGUAGCAUUAUGUGUACCAAAACCGUGCACAACACAAGACUGGAUCACGAACAUGUUUUUCAAUAUUUCCGCUAUCGGAUUCAACUAUGACGAAGUCUUGGUUCGCUUACCAGAUGACAAACCCUGGGUCCCAGUUGACUAUGUUGCUAUCGUUAUCCUGUCUAUACUGGGCUUUAUUACGAUUCUCCACACGCUUUAUGACAUCAACCAUAUUUUCAUCCUGAAAAGAGAUCCAAAGAAAGCAAACAUGCUCUUCAACACAUUUUCUCUUUACACCAACACUAGACGACUUCUCACGUUUUCUCCUAAUCCUAAUGCGUUAGAUUGUUUGGACGGAAUUAGAGCUAUUUCCAUGUUGUGGGUUAUUGUAGGACAUACAUUUCAAAUGUAUAACUUAACUUCUAACCUUUCGGAUGUUUUAGAGUGGUUAAUAUCUGGUAAUGCCGUAUGGGUUACGACGGCCUUGUACGCUGUGGAUUCUUUUCUACUAAUGGCUGGUAUUCUUUUAACAUACACUACAGUAGGAAAGAUGAAUGGAGGACGAUUCCUAAAGCGUUUACACACUUUUUACUUGAAUCGACUUCUACGAAUGUUUCCAUUGCUUGCCGCGGCAGUAUUACUCGAAGCAUCCGUCUUUCAUCGAGUAGCAGAUGGACCGUAUUGGGAAGACGUUGCGACUAGUGUCCAGAAUUGUAGGUCGUUCUGGUGGACAACGUUGUUACAUGUUCAGAACUUAGUGAAUCCCGGCCAUUUAUGUGUUCGCCAUUCGUGGUACAUUGCCAUAGACAUCCAACUGCAUAUCAUCUCGCCUCUUGUCCUCUAUUGGAUGCUCGGUAAAACAAGAAAAGCUGCUUGGAUUGCUCUAAUAGCAGGAUUUUUGGUUGUUAUGACAACAUCAACAGUAUGGAUUUUCAUAAUGAAUACAGCUUCGCCUUCGUUGACACUUAUUGACGCUGAGCAGCAAAAGGAUUACUUGCAAAACUUUUACUAUCUUCCAUGGACUCGUGCAGCUCCAUUUAUUUAUGGAAUGAUAGUUGGCUACGUUAUACAUAUAUACAAAGGAAAAAAUAUUUAUUUAAAUAUUGGCUUCGUGCUAUUGUUAUGGGUAAUAUCACUGGGUGUGAUCGCAUCAGCGUUCUACUUAUCAUACGAAACAAUGCAAUUAGAUUGGGACAAUAAAUUGGGAGAUAAUAUUAUUAACUCAUUUAUGAGAUUAAUUUGGUCAAUAGCUUUAAGUUGGAUCAUCUUUGCCUGUGUGAAAGGAUAUGGAGGUCCAAUAAACUGGUUCCUAACGCUGAGUGUUUGGAAAUUGCCAUCACGUAUAUCAUAUGCUAUGUACCUUUACCAUUACCCACUCACCUUUGUAAUAGCAGGAACGCAGUUAGCAACUGUUCAUUUUUCAAUGGGAUUAAGAAUAUACGAGUUCAUGUCUGUGCUUAUGCUGUCAUUUCUUUUAGCGUUUUUUAUGACAGUGAUUAUUGAUGCUCCAUUUUCUAUAUAUACCAAAAUUCUAAUAAGUGUAUUGGAUGGAGGACCAAGGGGAGGUCGACGACCACCUCAAAAUGGCUCUAGAUCAAAAUCUGUUCUAGUACCCGAAAAUAAUAUAGGAGAUUUAGAAAAAACCGUUGUUACACACUUGAAAAAGAGCGAUCCAACUAUUCUCAUCAGGACGUGUUAA